This is a messenger RNA of Symphalangus syndactylus (siamang), 2093 nucleotides long. RefSeq names its product mitochondrial ribosomal protein L15 (gene MRPL15). Gene Ontology annotation, molecular function: structural constituent of ribosome. Gene Ontology annotation, cellular component: mitochondrial large ribosomal subunit. Gene Ontology annotation, biological process: translation. The record is from RefSeq and is a predicted model, not a curated record. Lineage: Eukaryota; Metazoa; Chordata; Mammalia; Primates; Hylobatidae.
GCUUUACUCUGGGGUCUGCAUUGACCGCAGAGAAGACACAGCGUAGACAAACAGGCAAGGCCAAACGCUAACUCAAAAAAGAUCCUUUAUUUAACGCAGUGUUUUUAGUGCAUGCUCUUGUUUGGCGAAAGAGAAGGUUUUAAGUUCAGAAUAUUAAAAGGGACCCCGAGGACAAAGCAGGAUCUCGGAAAAUAAGAUCACAUCCCCAAAGAACUAAAAGGACAACCGAGACAAACUUGCAUACUCCCACGACUCUGCCCGAAUCCCGGGCUUGCGCGCGCGGCUGUAGCGCGACAGGGGCGGGGCCACGGCCACAAAGCAGCCCCCGAGACCACGUGGCCUCCGAGCAGCUCAGAGCGCCCUUGAAAGUUCUUGGAUCUGCCGAGUUAUGGCCGGUCCCUUGCAGGCCGGUGGGGCCCGGGCCAUGGACCUACUCCGGGGCCUGCCGCGUGUGAGCCUGGCCAACUUAAAGCCGAAUCCCGGCUCCAAGAAACCGGAGAGAAGACCAAGAGGUCGGAGAAGAGGUAGAAAAUGUGGCAGAGGCCAUAAAGGAGAAAGGCAAAGAGGAACCCGGCCCCGCCUGGGCUUUGAGGGAGGCCAGACUCCAUUUUACAUCCGAAUCCCAAAAUACGGGUUUAAUGAAGGACAUAGUUUCAGACGCCAGUAUAAGCCUUUGAGUCUCAAUAGACUGCAGUAUCUUAUUGAUUUGGGUCGUGUUGAUCCUAGUCAACCUAUUGACUUAACCCAGCUUGUCAAUGGGAGAGGUGUGACUAUCCAGCCACUUAAAAGGGAUUAUGGUGUCCAGCUGGUCGAGGAGGGUGCUGACACCUUUACGGCAAAAGUUAAUAUUGAAGUACAGUUGGCUUCAGAACUAGCUAUUGCUGCCAUUGAAAAAAAUGGUGGUGUUGUUACUACAGCCUUCUAUGAUCCAAGAAGUCUGGACAUUGUAUGCAAACCUGUUCCAUUCUUUCUUCGUGGACAACCCAUUCCAAAAAGAAUGCUUCCACCAGAAGAACUGGUACCAUAUUACACGGAUGCAAAGAACCGUGGGUACCUGGCAGAUCCUGCCAAAUUUCCUGAAGCACGACUUGAACUCGCCAGGAAGUACGGUUAUAUCUUACCUGAUAUCACUAAAGAUGAACUCUUCAAAAUGCUCUGUACUAGGAAGGAUCCAAGGCAGAUUUUCUUUGGUCUUGCUCCAGGAUGGGUGGUGAAUAUGGCCGAUAAGAAAAUCCUAAAACCUACAGAUGAAAAUCUCCUUAAGUAUUAUACCUCAUAAAUUCCCGUCCAAGAAAGCAGAGUUGUUAAAGAGUACUAGAAUAGGGGCUGAAGGAUCUAUAUUCCCUCAUUGCAUUUUCCUUAUGUAUAAUUUUCCAGAUGGUGAUGUUACUUUUCAGUGUACUCAUAUGUCUCAUUUUCAUCUAAAAUUAAAUGGCAGGAAACAAGGACUGCAUAGAGAAACUGAGUCUGUGUGGGUUCUGUCUCAAAGAUACAAACUCCCUGAUAGUCUAUGGAAGGAAAAUGACAACUAUUUUCGAAUAUUUCUAGUUUGGUUUUUUCAAUGAUCUUUUCAUCCAGGCCUUGUUACUGUUACAGAUCAGAAUGCACAAGUGGAAUGGGAUUGACCUGUAGGCCUGCUCUGCCAAGAUGAGAGCAGAUGGAAUGAGUUGGUGACCCCUCUUAAUCUGUAGCCUCAGGGAAACACGGCUACCCAAUGUCAAGAUGGUAAACCCUCAACUCGAAGAGUAAGAUCAGGACGUAUGCUUAAGGUGUAAGGCUGAGGAGUAGCUGGUAGGCAGUAUGUUUGCCAGUGACACUGAAGGUGAGAGAAACAAAAAUUACAAGUGAAUUUAUUUUCUCAAUUCUGUGGUAAAAGUGUUAUGGGCAGGCCUUUGUUCUUAGAGCUCCCAAGGGAGCAGUUAGUAUGAUUAUUUAGCUUCUGAAAGAUACUUUAUAUCCAAAUCAUAUGAAGGUUUAAUUUACAUUGAGCAAUUAAAGAUUGACCUUGAAUAAUUCAUAAUUCUUCCACAGUAUAAAUAAAAUGAUUCCUGGCUAGUUAUUUUCUUAAAAAUAAAAAAAUUUGAAAACCUCAA